GAAGAUUUUCCCCGAAAAUCCUCCGCCGGCGCCCGUUCCGUCCGAUCGCGGCGGUGAAAUUACUCCCGUCGGCGGCGACGGCGGGGGUGGUUCCGGGAAUUUAGGGCUCAGUUUGGAGACCUCGAAGGAAGCUAAUUCUCGAUCGGACGCGUCUUCGAAAGCCAGAGCAGCAGCAGCAUCAGCAAGUGGGAUGACAAAACUUGUACUGUACAUGCUUGGGAAGAGGGUGUUAAAAAAUCCAAAUACCUAUGCCAGCUUAUUCGGCGUCGUUUGGUCUUUAAYAUCAUUCAAAUAUGGCAUAAAAAUGCCAACAUUGAUGCACAAAUGCAUAUCAAUGUUAUCAGACACAGGCUUGGCUCUCUCCAUGUUCAGUUUGGGCACUUUCAUGGCCGUGCAGCCGAACAUCAUCGCUUGUUCAAUGUCACAGGCUGCCACCGCCAUGGCUGCUCGGUUCCUCAUUAGCCCCAUGCUCGUUGCUGCCAUUUCCAUGCUCGUUGGCCUCCAUGGGAUUGUCUUGCACACCGCUAUUAUUCAGGCGGCUUUUCCUCAAGGGGUUCUUUCAUUCGUAUUGGCUAAGGAAUACAAUGUUCAUCCAAAUGUACUCAGCACCUCGGUGGUUGUUGGAAUGUUGAUUGCCUUCCCAAUAAUUCUGAUGUAUUAUAUGCUUCUGGGGGCCAUUUGGAAAUAAGGCAAACUAGAAGUCCUGAAGAGUAAAAAGUGGAAAAUUUUGGGGCAGAAUUUAGAAAGCAUCUUCAAUUGUGUUUAUAGGUAUACAAAAAUUACACACAYAUAUUAGAGGAUGGUUUUCAUUGUCUUUGUAGGUUUUGUUUAAUUUCAUUGAGAUGUUUUAUUUUGAGUUGUAUUUUUUAAUUUAUAAGGUUGUAAUUAUGUAUUUGUGUGAUUUCUAGGRUGUGUCUUGUUUCAAAUUCCG
Molecule: messenger RNA, 931 nt
Organism: Momordica charantia (bitter melon)
Lineage: Eukaryota; Viridiplantae; Streptophyta; Magnoliopsida; Cucurbitales; Cucurbitaceae
Source: RefSeq, a predicted model, not a curated record